Brenthis ino (lesser marbled fritillary) is the source of this 1125-nucleotide messenger RNA. NCBI's taxonomy places the organism in Eukaryota, Metazoa, Arthropoda, Insecta, Lepidoptera, Nymphalidae. The record is from the annotation of a GenBank genome assembly.
AUGACCAUGCCUGAAGUGACAUUUGCCCUAGCGUCCAAUGCUUUGAAAUUAGAAGCAGGUCUCAGUAAGAUGAUAUUGGAGACGAGGUAUAUAUUGUUCAGGAAUCAGUCCGACAUUAUUUACUCAAAAGCAGAUCAAGAUCCAUUUAAAAGUUCACCCUUUAGCUAUCAACAAGUACAAAAUAAAGGCCAGUUAGCCAUCGUAGCUGAAGGUUGUGUGCUAGUUGGCUACGCUUUAGUGAAGUUGGGUGGACAUUCGGUAAACUUGGGGCAUGAUACAUUUCGGGUUAAAGGUUGCAAAUUUAGUGUAGAGAUCUCUACAUACAAUUUCGGAGGACCACCUGUUAUAGCUCCUUAUUUUUCACAUGAACAAAGCAAACAGUUAGAACUGUUGUUGACGAGGCCGAUACGAGAAGAAAUAACGGCAAAAUUGCAAGCUGCAUUAUUUACUUAUAUAAAUACAUCUCUCAUAUUUGGAGAUUAUUUGUCGAAAUUCCGAGAAUACCAAAAAAACAUAUACAAAGAGAGUAUAAAACAUUUGAAUGAAAUCGUCCGAGGUAUUAACAAUCAAACUGUUGAAAUGGACAAAGUAACCGUUGACCUAGACGGAAUUGCGGUAUCAUGGAAUUUUACUUGCCAAAAUGAAGGAUUUUGCUGGACUAAAAUGUUGAUUUCAAAUGUUACAUUACAUGGCUUAGAUACGUUAUAUUCAUCGCAUACUGGUGGGCCUUUCAAACUGCAAGGUGCAAAAAUAGCUGAAUCUUUUAGGUUUAAUUCAAUGACGGUACGUGGGAGCAUUUGUUAUGAAAAUAAUACUUUAAAGGGAGAUCAUGAAUUCGUCGCUGAAAUACGGGACUUCACGGUGAAUAUCGAGAUGGAGUUGAACAAAACAGAAGUGAUCGUUGAUGUUAUGAGUUGGCGAAUUUUAGAAUUGUCCGUAAUUGAAUUGAAUCAUUUAUUUAAAAAUCGUAAAUCCGCACAUUCCUUUAUACACGGAUAUUUGAUACACACGAUACCUGGCGUACUGAAAGAUCAUAUUUAUAAUUUCUUCAUAGAAGCAUUAAAGAAAAUUGACAAUAGAAAAGCACUUAAGAAAUCGGAUAAUAUGGAUAAAACUUGUCGUCAC